AUGGUUCGUUUAUUUGACUCCACAGCCUCACCAUCACUGACUGUGCCAAGUGUAAGUGAUCAAGUCACCGAUGAUGGUCAGUCAACUGCUUCAGUGAGCUGGCCAACAAUCACUGCUAUCAACUCUGACGGUCAACCCAUCACAUGUUUAGACUCUUUAGAAGGUGAAGUCAGUCUAACAGGAGGCAUGUUUGGCAUCGGAUCUCAUACAGUCACCUGCUGGGUCACUAACUUGGCUGGUUGCACUGUUUUAAUAAGCUUCACAUUCACUGUAAGAGACAAUGAACAUCCAAUAGUUACCUGUCCAGAAAACAUCGAGAGAUGCACAAUGACAAAUGAUGUUGCAGUUUAUUGGCCUACACAACCAAUGGCAAUAGAUAAUGUGGAUGGUUACAUCAGUGUCACAUGUAGAAAUCAGAAUAGCAACGUAGUGACAUCAGGUGAAGUGUAUGCUAUCGGAAAGACAACUGUGACAUGUACAGCACAAGACUCAGCAUUGAACCAAGGAAUGUGUACAUUCACUAUCACAGUCAUCGCCUCACCAUCACUGACUGUGCCAAGUGUAAGUGAUCAAGUCACCGAUGGUGGUCAGUCAACUGCUUCAGUGAGCUGGCCAAGAAUCACUGCUAUCAACUCUGACGGUCAACCCAUCACAUGUAUAGACUCUUUAGAAGGUGAAGUCAGUCUAACAGGAGGCAUGUUUGGCAUCGGAUCUCAUACAGUCACCUGCUGGGUCACUAACUUGGCUGGUUGCACUGUUUUAAUAAGCUUCACAUUCACUGUAAGAGACAAUGAACAUCCAAUAGUUAUCUGUCCAGAAAACAUCGAGAGAUGCACAAUGACAAAUGAUGUUGCAGUUAAUUGGCCUAUACAACCAUGGGCAAUAGAUAAUGUGGAUGGUUACAUCAGUGUCACAUGUAGAAAUCAGAAUAGCAACGUAGUGACAUCAGGUGAAGUGUAUGCAAUCGGAAAGACAACUGUGACAUGUACAGCACAAGACUCAGCAUGGAACCAAGGAAUGUGUGCAUUCACUAUCACAGUCAUCGCCUCACCAUCACUGACUGUGCCAAGUGUAAGUGAUCAAGUCACCGAUGGUGGUCAGUCAACUGCUUCAGUGAGCUGGCCAAGAAUCACUGCUAUCAACUCUGACGGUCAACCCAUCACAUGUAUAGACUCUUUAGAAGGUGAAGUCAGUCUAACAGGAGGCAUGUUUGGCGUCGGAUCUCAUAUAGUCACCUGCUGGGUCACUAACCUGGCUGGUUGCACUGAUUUAAUAAGCUUCACAUUCACUGUAAGAGACAAUGCACAUCCAAUAGUUAUCUGUCCAGAAAACAUCGAGAGAUGCACAAUGACAAAUGAUGUUGCAGUUAAUUGGCCUAUACAACCAUGGGCAAUAGAUAAUGUGGAUGGUUACAUCAGUGUCACAUGUAGAAAUCAGAAUAGCAACGUAGUGACAUCGGGUGAAGUGUAUGCAAUCGGAGAGACAACUGUGACAUGUACAGCACAAGACUCAGCAUGGAACCAAGGAAUGUGUGCAUUCACUAUCACAGUCAUCGCAUCUAGUCUUGUUCCAUUUGGGGUUGGAGACAGUGCACUCUCCAGUGUCAGUCAGCCAUUCUUUCUGCCUUCCAAGGAUCGGAUCUCUCCCACCUUUACUUCACGGCAGUUCUUUCCUUUUGGCAAUGAGCUCUAUGAGUUUGUAUAUUUCACUGACAACGGUGUGAUUAUCCUGUCCAAUAAUCGACGAGUCAGACGUACCAUCUACAAACAAGCAUUCCCGAGUACUUUUAGUUUCUCUUUCAACGGCAACGUGCAAAUGAUAGCUCCAUUCUGGGCAGACGUCCGAGCCGAUGCAUUUGACUCCACAAACAAUGUGUUUUGGCAGCUUUAUGACAACCCUUCGACGGAUAGUACAAUGUUGCGUACUUUGAGUAAUAUCGUGUCAGCACAGUAUGGCAGCUUCUUGGCCAAUUGGGUCCUCGUCAUCACGUGGAGUAAUGUCCAUACACAAUUUGAGACCAACACCUUCCAAGCUAUACUAUUGACAAACGGAGAACAUAGUUAUGUUAUCUUUAACUACGAUCCAUGCGGCAUGAAUUGGGACCCAGCCUCCUUAUUUAACCAUUACGUCAUCCAGGGUUUCACCUGUGGGCGGUUUGGACGGAAGGUUUAUGUGGACUUACUGGGUAGAUCCGUGUUCCGCCCUGGUAGCGUCGUAGGCAAUUCUGGAAUGAUAGGACGUUGGGUUUACCAGCUGGAUACACUCCAAGCCAACUUUAUCAAUCCUCGUCUCUUCUGCUAUAAUUGGUAUUAUCGACAGAGAAGUAGCUAUAUCUUUUUCCUGUAUUUGUAUCCUGUGAGGGUUGCCAACACCUGUCCAUGCAGUCUGCAGAGUGCUCGUCGGGACAGGAGAUGGGUACCUAUUCCAUAUUCCUACGUACUGCCCACACAGUUUUCGCUACGAUUCGAUCAAGGAGUCUUGGUGCGCUAUUACUGCUGUGAGCAGUCUUCAUUGUGUCGUCUGUACAGACGAUGGAGACCAAUUCAGAGCUGUCGGAGAUAUCGCCCGCCUAGGCGGGGCUGGAACUUUGGCGACCCACACAUGAGGACACUGGAUGGUUUGGACUACACCUUCAAUGGUCUGGGUGAAUACACUAUGGCUCUCAUUGAUGAUGACGAUGGACAGAGACAGUUUGAACUACAAGGCAGGACACAGCGAGCGUUGAACUCUGAAACCCAGCAACUCUCUGAAGCAACAUUCUUUGCUGGAUUCGCUGCUGAAUACGUCGGUGAUGCAAGGAUUGAGAUCAAACUAAACAGUGACGGAACCGAUUUGGAAACCAAAGUUAACGGUGCGAGUGUCACACCCACAGCUGAUGGAUUACUUAUUGGCAAUUUCACCGUACUAAGAGAGGAGGAUCCAAUCAAAAUCAUCGCAGUCUACCAGGCAGAUAUUCAGUUCUCUGUUGGAGUCAGUAACAGCUUUGCUGACAUCACCACACAACUGAGUGAAGACUACAUGAACAAAACCAAGGGAUUACUGGGUGUAUGGGAUGGGGACAAAGGUAACGAUGCUCUGAGACGUGAUAACACCCAACAGACAGUAACUGGUCCAAAUGGAGAACAGUCUGAACAAGACUUCUUUGCAUUUGGUCAAACGUGGGCCAUCUCAGAGAGUGAUUCCCUCUUCUACUACGUUCCGCCGGGUGAGAGUUUUUCAAAUAUAAACGAUCCCAGUUUCACACCAAAGUUCCUGGACAAUCUCACGAGUGAAGCCGAUCCAGCAAAGCUCCAAGCCGCUCAAGAUGCCUGCGGAAAUAACGAAGUGUGUUUGUAUGAUGCCUUGGCAACGGGUAGUACGGAAAUCGGUGUGGCAUCGAUGCAACUCAGUGAGCAGAAUACUAUUGACAUGAUGGCAGCAACCAAUUUCCCGCCCAAUGUCACACUGGUCGAGACAGUUGAGGUAGUUGUUGGACAACCCUUCAUACUGCAGAUACAAGCCGUUGAUCCUGAUGGAGAUGACAUAUCAUAUGAGUUACUGGAGGUGAUUCCAGGGGCGACUGUUUCAUCGCCAGGAGGCCAGUUCACAUGGACACCAGCUGAUAGGUCAAAGGUCACCCUCGGCUUCCUGGUGACUGAUGGGAAAGCGAAUGCAACAUUGGAACCGAUUGUCAAACUCUGUGACUGUAAGAAUGCUGGUACAUGCCUGUAUGAUGAGUAUGUGGAGGGUACUAACGUCAUCACAGAUGGCCGCUUUGGGGUUGUGUUAUGUAACUGCACACCUGGCUGGUCAGGUGACUUCUGUGAGAUGAACUAUGACGCCUGUCAAGACAACCCCUGCUUCUUAGGAGUGGCGUGUUUUGAUGAUGACCCACCAUCUUUAAACUUCACCUGCGGAUCUUGUCCAGAAGGAACGGAGGGAGACGGCAAGUCCUGCAUUGAUAUUGAUGAGUGUGUUGUGUACAGAGAUGAGCCAGCCAGUAAUAACGGACGUGGAUGUGAUCAAAAUUGUGUCAACACCCUGGCUAGCUUCAACUGCAGCUGCAACUCUGGCUAUUCCUUGUUUGUUGACGGCAAACGCUGCAUCGAUAUCAAUGAAUGUGACUCACAGACUGACGACUGUGCAGACGAUGCGACCUGUAACAACACCCAAGGUAGCUAUGAAUGCAGUUGUAAUACAGGCUUCAACGGAGAUGGCACAUCUUGUCAAGAUAUCAAUGAAUGCAUUGGAACAAAUGACUGUGACAACGGUGCUGAAUGUGCAAACACGAUUGGUUCAUAUAGAUGUCAGUGUCGCCAAGGCUAUGAAGGUAGUGGCUUCACAUGUACAGAUGUGAAUGAGUGUAGCAGGAACACUGAUGAAUGCAACAUCCAAGCAAUGUGUGAUAACACCGAGGGUUCCUAUACCUGCACCUGUAAUGAGGGAUUGUCUGGUGACGGCCGUAACUGUACCAAUGUAAAUGAAUGUGAGGGGUCGACACCAGUCUGUCAUGAGAACGCUACUUGCACCGAUAUCCCCGGCAGCUUCAAUUGCCGAUGCAAUGCUGGCUUUAAUGGGAAUGGUACCGAUUGCCAAGACAUUGAUGAGUGUGAUUUGGAGAUUGACAACUGCCUUCAAAACUGCAGAAACACUAUAGGAUCCUUUGAGUGUGUGUGCCAUGAAGCAUUUACACUGCUUGAUGGCAGUUGUGUUGCUAAUACCAACUGUUCUGAGAAUUCUAUAUGUGUGAAUGGAGACUGUUACGUGAAUGGUGCAGAUAUAGAGAGGUGCCUUUGUUACCGUGGUUACCAAAACGCGUCUGAUCCAAUGGUGUGUGAAGAUAUUAACGAGUGUAAUGCUACUGAGAGUUAUUGUGGCCCCUCCUCAACCUGUAACAACACGGCCGGUGGUUUUGAGUGUUUGUGUUCAGAAGGCUUUAGGCAAGGCAAUGACCAGCGGGAUUGUCUAGAUAUUGAUGAGUGUACACUUCCUGUGGAUGAUCCAUUGUACCCUGUUUGUAUUGCUACCGCAAAGUGCUACAACAACCAUGGCACAUAUGACUGUCGUUGCAAAUCAGGAUAUGAAGGCAAUGGGACACACUGUCAAAAUAUUGACGAGUGUCAGAGUGGACACUUAUGUGUAGCCAACAGUACAUGCCUGGACAACGCUGGUAGUUACACCUGUCAUUGUAACACUGGUUUCCAUGGCGAUGGACGUGUCUUGUGUAUGAACAUCGAUGAAUGUUUGGAGGACCCAGAUAUGUGUCACUCCUUAGCAACGUGUAGCGACACCGAAGGGAGUUACCAGUGUAAUUGUGACUCUGGUUACCAAGGCAACGGAACAUACUGUGAAGAUGUUGACGAAUGCAUGACGGAAAGCCAUGACUGUGCUUCAGGCAGAGCUCACUGUGUCAACAACGAUGGUAGUUAUACAUGUACCUGCAUGAAUGGAUACGUGUCUGCUCCAGGAAUGCUACCAGGACGUCAAUGUGACGACAUCGAUGAGUGUUCUCUGAAUCUGGAUUCAUGUGAUCCAUCAGUGAGUCAAUGCAACAACACUGAUGAUGGUAGUUACAUAUGCAAUUGUCUGCUUGGAUUUGUAAAGGAUGACAUGAAUCAGUGUAUCGAUAUGAAUGAAUGUGAGGAUCCGGCUGCAUGUGUGUCAAGAGCCAAUACGGAGUGUGUCAAUCUACACGGCAGCUAUGACUGUCCAUGUAGAAUGGGAUUCUAUCUGCAAAACUCAGAAUGUCUUAGUGGUGUCUCAUACAAUGCGUCGGCUGUGUUUAAUAUCAUCAGUGGGGAUUUGGUUGGUGGGAACGGCUUUAAUCUUGUCACCAACUACUUGAAAUACAGAACAGAGUUAAAAGAUGCGAUUGAAGCUGCUUUCCGGUCCUCGGAUUUGUCUGAUAACUUGGGCGAUGUCGUCAUCUCUGAGAUAUCACUCCUCACUGACUCCACGGCCUUGUUGAGAUUGGUCAUCAAUCUCAACAUGUCUCAGCCAGAGCAGACCAUCAUCCAGCCCUUCCUGAGUCAGUUGACAGGGAGCAGUGGAGGUCAGUUGGCUCCAGACCAUAGGCUGGUCGGCUCAACAUUCAUCAUCGGGGAUCCAAAAUGUAACAGCUCACCAUGUACCAACGGUGGAACUUGUGCUGAUGACAACUCGGUAUUACCCGAGGGAUAUACAUGCACCUGUCUGCCAGGCUAUAGUGGAAAAAACUGUGAAAUUGCACCAUGUGGCAACAACCCCUGUAUGAACGACGGAACAUGUCGUGUCGUUUCAACUACAAUGACGGGCUAUAUGUGUGAAUGUGCUCUGGGUUACUCUGGACCUCAGUGUCAAAUGAUAGUUCCCUGUGAGCUUAGCAAUGACUGCAUGAAUGCAGCAACAUGUGUCAAUGAGUUUGUAAAUGCAAGAGGCUAUACGUGUAUGUGUGGUGACGGAUUCAUGGGCGAAAACUGUGAAAACGAGUGUUCGUUAACAUGUAUGAAUGGCGGAACUAGAGAUCCAGCUACUUGCCAGUGUGUGUGCAGCCCACCAUGGACUGGAGAUACUUGCACAGAGUGUUCGUUAACUUGCAUAAAUGGAGGAACUACAGAUCCAGCUACUUGCCAGUGUGUGUGCAGCCCACCAUGGACUGGAGAUACUUGCACAGAAUGUCCACUGACAACAGCUAGCUGUCUGAACGGAGGCACUUUAGACGAAGAGUAUUGUGAGUGUGUUUGUCCUCUGACUCACAGCGGGGAUCUGUGUCAAGAUUCGAAUGUGUGUUUGACCAGUGACCGGUGCUCGGAUAAUACAACAGGGCAUUACUGUGUCCCAUCAAAUACUGCGUUCACAUGCGAGUGUCGCACAUACGAUGCAUAUUUCAUGGAAGGAGCCGCAUGCGAAAACAGACGAAGGUUUGCUCUUACUGUGGUGAUAACAUUGUUGACAGAGACAUACCGGUCAGUGUACAUCAAUCCGUGGUCUUCUGCAUUCAGAGCCAAAGCAGCCCUUUAUAAACGACUGGUAAGUUGCUGUUUUCAAUGGGUUGAAAGGCGAUUGCGAGAGGACCAAGUAACCAAUGAUGUGAUAUCCGCAGACUGUGUUUCAAUCCAAAACGGAAGUGUUGUUGCUACCAUGGUAUUACGGUACCCAGCUGCGCCAUCAACAACUGAUGUACACAGAGUCUUGUUAGAAAACAGACCGUUGACCGAUGGAGACGUAGCAAUAACCACUGAUCCACUAGCACUUCGAGUCAAUGAAGUAACAGAUUGUCCGCCAGACUAUUGUCAGAAUGGUGCAAUGUGCAUGAAGUCAGGGUACUACGUGUCUAUGUUCACCUAUACCUGCAGUUGUGGGUCUUCAUUCACCGGCGAACGCUGCGAAACAGUCAUUCCAGUCCCCACUGAUGUUCCAACAGCGACAACAGAGUCACCAGGUGGCCUAUCAACUGAAGUAAUCGUCAUCAUCAUUGUUGCAUGCGUUGUUCUCUUCCUGACAGUAGUAGUGAUACCUCUGUGCCUCUGUCUUCUGAUACGACGUCGUAAUAUUAUCGAAUCUACUCACGGCCGGCAAAAACCUGACAAUCCGAGGAUCAAUCAUGGUCUGUCUGAAUACACCGAUCAGAGUUAUUACCAAGAUAACGGCCAUGAUACAUCAGCAAUUCGAGAUGAGGAGAUUCAAAUGGAUCGCCUGAUGAAUGUUAUGAGUCGUUCAUCGUACUUACAGCAGGGUUUGUCAAGCAGACCUGAUUUCAUCAGACCGUACAUCGUGACCGGAACGGAGGAAUUCGAUCAGGAUGACCAACAUUUUGAUGAUCCGAGGGAUGAUGAUGGGACAGUGGGUCGUGUUGCUUACAAUCCAAUGAUCUACCGCUAG
Messenger RNA from Patiria miniata (bat star), 7839 nucleotides. RefSeq lists its product as uncharacterized. NCBI's taxonomy places the organism in Eukaryota, Metazoa, Echinodermata, Asteroidea, Valvatida, Asterinidae. Gene Ontology annotation, biological process: cell-matrix adhesion. The transcript is spliced from 49 exons. The coding region runs from base 1 to 7839 and encodes 2612 amino acids. The record is from RefSeq and is a predicted model, not a curated record. Gene Ontology annotation, molecular function: calcium ion binding.